CAUCGUAAAGAUGCUAAUUGCAAUGGUUUAACAGAUGUCUCGAAAAAACAAAACAAAUUAAAGUUUUGUGGUAACUAACGUUGACGUCGAAAGCAAAUACGAGUCAACAACGUUCACGCAUUUGGUGGUUCAGUGGCACUUGGAGUCGAACGCUCUUUCUUGCUGGAGAUUCUUUUGCGUUUGGUCGUGGACAUUGGCCAGUCUCUAUUGUAUAUGCAUAUUACAGUUGAAGUUUGUCAGCCGCGAGAUCAAUAGUUUCUGCAAAGUUCCUCAUCACCCCAAGCCUGAAACUUGACAACCUUUUCCAGCAUCCGAACGGAGCAAGUUGCAAUCAGCCGUUUCGUCAUGUCUUUAUUCGCCAUUUGGAAGCGAAGCAUCAGUUUACCCAGAAAUUUACUGCUAUUUAUUAUCGCUGUCUUCAUAAUAGCCGCGUAUGUCCAAAUUUCGUUGAAAAUGAACGACGAUGAAGUAAAACAAGAAAUUUGCUGUUCAUCUUCUUACUGGGACGAGCUGUUAGACUCCGAAUCGCUGACUGGCGAACAGCUCAUGGAAUAUUUCACGUGGACCAACCGAUCGUCGUGUCAAUUAGCUCACGACAUAGGAGGUAAAAUGUUGAGAAAUCCAUCGGGCAUAGAUGGCCAAAAGAGUGGCCAACCACACUAGUGCCAUCCAUUUUUUUGUGUGUGUGUUUAUGUUGGUAAUAUUGCAUCAGUCGAGAAAUUUGAUAUUUAUCGUUGCUCCGAUUACGGAUUUGAAGAGAAAAAUUUCUCAGGGGAUUCUCGUUACUAACCGACGCCCGUUUCCGAGUUUAAAAAAAAAAUGUUCGAAAUGGAAAGAGCAAAUAGACUGGCGAGGUGUAACGUAUCCAUUCGUGUUUAUCAAGAAAACAAACGUUGCUGUAAUUCAGGUUUAUUGUAUUCUGCUUGUGGGCCAGCCCUCCAUAUUUUGAAGCAUUUAUCUACGGACCAGACUGAAUUUGGGUUUAGUCGUCAUCAUAAAGAUACACCUGCUGUGCAGCAGUUAAACAGAUGUCCAUAAGAGUUUUGUGGUAUUUAACGUUGACGCUCAAAGCGAAUACGAGUUCACGUAUAACGCAUUCAUUCGUCGGUGUCGUGGCACUUUGGACGGACACUUUUUCUUGCUGCAGAUUCAGUCCGCAAUUCAAGCUUAGGCUACUGGGGAUUCUUUUGCGUUUGCCUUCAAAGCUGGCCAACUGUGUUACCUGUAUAUGACAGUUUAAGUGUAUAUUUUGCAAUUGGGAGAUCAUAAGUUAUUUCGGCAAAGCUUUGAAACGCAAGCACAGUGAAGUUUAAUUUGAAAAUCAGGUUUUUCAUCAUGUCGUUGUUUGAUUGCGUCACUUGGAAACGAAUGAACGCACACAAGCAUUUGCUGCUAUUCAUUAUCGUCAUCUUAAUAGCAGCCCCGUAUUUUCAAAUUCUGUUGAAAAUGAGAAACGAAGAAAGAAAAGAACAGAUUUGCUGUUCAUCAUCUUACUGGGACGAGUUAAUAGAAUCCAAGUCUUUAACUGGCAAACAGCUCAUGGAAUAUUUCACAUGGACCAACCGCUCGUCCUGUCAGUUAGCUCACGACUUUGGAGGUCAAAUGAUGAGUAAUCCAUCGGGCAUAGAUGGCCAAAAAUGUGUGUGUCUCGAUACUCGAAUAGCGCCACAAUCCGGCCAAUGUCUCGUCUACUCGUUUGGAAUCAACAACGAGUGGUCGUUCGAUGAACAAAUGGAGAGCUACGGUUGUCGAGUUUUCGCUUUCGAUCCAUCGAUGAACCAAAAGCCACACAAUCACAGCGGUGGGAUCCAUUUUUACGAUUGGGGACUGGGCGAUCGAAAUGAGAAGUUAUCCAACAAUUGGCAAAUUCAUUCGCUGUCUUCCAUAUACAACAACCUGACCGCUUGGCACGGUAAAGUGAUGAUCGAUUAUUUGAAAAUCGACAUUGAAGGCGCCGAGUGGAAUGCGCUGCCGGAAAUAAUCAACUCUGGCAUGUUAUCAAAGAUUCGGCAACUCGGCGUUGAAAUUCACCUGGACAGUGGAGCGUCGCUGGAACAACACCGCCAAUGGGCCAAAGUUUUGAGAUCACUCGAACAAAUGGGCAUGGUGCGUUUCGAUUCCAAACGCAACCCUUGGUUCACAGGAGAUUUCCAGAAAUUGCAGCUGUCCGGAUCCUUCGGUCACGAGAUUGCUUGGUAUAAUAGCAAACUCUUACGGGAUUUGCAUUAGUGACUGUUGUAACUGCUUUUUUAAAUAAUAUGCACAAUACACGAAUAGGUGAUA
Molecule: messenger RNA, 2283 nt
Organism: Daphnia magna
Lineage: Eukaryota; Metazoa; Arthropoda; Branchiopoda; Diplostraca; Daphniidae
Exons: 1
Coding region: 1336-2229 (297 amino acids)
Source: RefSeq, a predicted model, not a curated record